GGGAAGCUGGGGUCACUUCCUGCUCCGUCCCAGUCACCCUGAACUGGUCCCCGGGUCCUCAGCCUGGAAUCACCCCGUGAGCAGGACCCCAGAGCCCUGGGCGUCUGGCCGCGCCCCCCGAGGCAGGGCACUCAGGGGUUAAGUCCCCCGGGGCUGGAUCCGCCCUCCGGCUGUUCCCAGACCCCAGAGCCGGUCCCUGGAACCUUCACGGUCCUGAGCUCUGGGAUGGAGCCUGAGACAGUGCUGUGGGGCCCAGAUCUGCAGGGUCCUGAAGAGAGCCUGAAUGACGCUCACAGAGGUGCUGAGAGUGGGAACGAAGAGGAGAGCCCUCGGCAGGAAAGUUCUGGGGAGGAGAUCAUCUUGGGAGAUCCAGCUCAGAGUCCAGAAUCCAAGGACCCACCAGAGAUUCCCAUGGAGAGCCCCUCCCAGGACCCCUCAGCCCCCCAGGACUCCCCAAUUCCACUGGGUCCCUCCAACCCCUUGGACCACCAGACCCCUCUUGACCCCCCAGGUCCAGAGGUAGUCCCUACCCCGUCUGAGUGGACCAAGACCUGUGAGGCCAAUUGGCAGUGGGGGACGCUCACCACAUGGAAUAGCCCCACAGUGGUCCCCUCCGGUGAGCCCAGCCUGCGGGAGCUGGUGCAGGGUCGCCCCUCAGGGGCUGAGAAGCCCUACAUAUGCAAUGAAUGUGGCAAGAGCUUCAGCCAGUGGUCCAAGUUGCUGCGGCACCAGCGCAUCCACACAGGUGAGCGGCCCAACACGUGCUCGGAGUGUGGCAAGAGCUUCACGCAGAGCUCACACCUGGUGCAGCACCAGCGCACACACACGGGGGAGAAGCCCUACAAGUGCCCCGACUGUGGCAAGUGCUUCAGCUGGAGCUCGAACCUGGUGCAGCACCAGCGCACGCACACAGGGGAGAAGCCCUACAAGUGCACCGAGUGCGAGAAGGCCUUUACACAGAGCACCAACCUCAUCAAGCACCAGCGGUCCCACACCGGCGAGAAGCCCUACAAAUGUGGCGAGUGCCGGCGCGCCUUCUACCGCAGCUCGGACCUCAUCCAGCACCAGGCCACCCACACGGGCGAGAAGCCCUACAAGUGCCCCGAGUGCGGCAAGCGCUUUGGCCAGAACCACAACCUGCUCAAGCACCAGAAGAUCCAUGCUGGGGAGAAGCCGUACCGCUGCACCGAGUGCGGCAAGAGCUUCAUCCAGAGCUCCGAGCUGACGCAGCACCAGCGCACGCACACGGGUGAGAAGCCCUACGAGUGCCUCGAGUGCGGCAAGAGCUUCGGCCACAGCUCCACGCUCAUCAAACACCAACGGACUCACCUGCGCGAGGACCCCUUCAAGUGCCCAGUGUGUGGCAAGACCUUCACCCUGAGUGCCACGCUGCUGCGCCACCAGCGCACACACACAGGCGAGCGGCCCUACAAAUGCCCCGAGUGUGGCAAGAGCUUCAGCGUGAGCUCCAACCUCAUCAACCACCAGCGCAUCCACCGCGGGGAGCGGCCCUACAUCUGUGCGGACUGCGGCAAGAGCUUCAUCAUGAGCUCCACCCUCAUCCGCCACCAGCGCAUCCACACGGGCGAGAAGCCCUACAAGUGCUCCGACUGUGGCAAGAGCUUCAUCCGCAGCUCGCACCUCAUCCAGCACCGGCGCACGCACACAGGUGAGAAGCCCUACAAGUGUCCCGAGUGCGGCAAGAGCUUCAGCCAGAGCUCCAACCUCAUCACGCAUGUGCGCACUCACAUGGACGAGAACCUCUUUGUGUGUUCCGACUGCGGCAAGGCCUUCCUGGAGGCACACGAGCUGGAGCAGCACCGGGUGAUCCACGAGAGGGGCAAGACCCCGGCCCGAAGGGCACAGGGCGACACCCUGCUGGGACUGGGAGAUCCGGCCUUGCUGACUCCACCGCCUGGGGCCAAACCCCACAAGUGUCUUGUCUGCGGCAAAGGCUUCAAUGAUGAGGGCAUCUUCAUGCAGCAUCAGCGGAUCCAUAUUGGAGAAAACCCCUACAAAAACGCAGACGGUCUCACUGCACACCCAGCGCCCAAACCUCCUCAAUUCCGCUCUCCAAGGCUCCCUUUUGGAGGGAAUUCCUACCCAGGGGCUGCAGAGAGCAGAGUCGACCCCCAAGGGCAGCCCUUUAAAGUGUCCGAGGGUCAGGAGGGUCUCAGCCAGAGGCUGGGGAUACUGUCCUCUUCCAAAUCCUACAUUUGUUCCCACUGUGGAGAAAGCUUCCUGGAUCGCACGGUGCUCCUCCAACAUCAGUUCACCCAUGGCAGCGAAAAGCCCUUUCUCCUUCCCGAGGGCAAGAUUGGCCUCGGGGAAGGGGCGGGGCCCAGUCCCUUGCUCAGUGGAAAACCCUUUAAAUGUCCAGAGUGCAAAAAAAGCUUUGGCCUCAGCUCCGAGUUGCUGCAACACCAGAAAGUCCAUGCGGGCGGGAAGUCCCAGAAGAGCCCUGAGGUGGGGAAGAGCUCUUCAGUCCUCCUGGAGCAUCUCAGAAGCCCCUUAGGGGCAAGACCCUACAGUUGCUCCGACUGUGGGGCCUCUUUCCUUGAUCGCUUGGCCCUCGUCAGGCACCAGGAAACCCACACCCAAGAAAAGUCUCCCAGGUCCGAGGACCCCCUUCUAGAGCCAGCCACCCUGUCUACAAACCAGGCUGGCGAAGGAGAGGCCUCCAUCCCUACUGAGAGCAGCAGUCCCAGGGAGGGGGAGAGCCCCAAAGCCCUCUUGGAAGAAAAACCCUACUUGUGCCCUGAGUGUGGAGAUGGCUUUGCAGAAGUCGCAGCCCUCCUCCUCCAUAGGAGCUGCCACCCAGGUGUUUCCCUAUGAAUGGGUCUGGAGACCGGGGGCCUCUCUCUCCCUGGAGAGGAACACUGGAUCCCCAAAAACUCACGUGGGGAAAGGAGGACACCCUAUCAGAUUGUAGAGAAGUGGAGGGAAGAAAACCCUGGGAAAAAUAGUGCUUUUACAACAGUGAUGAGAAACCCUAUAAAAUUGUUGGUGGGAAUCACUUAUAAGGCAGUAAAGAAAAACUGUUGGGUUAGAAACCCUAUAAAUAUAUAGGAGAAAAAAAAGCCCUUUUAAGUCUGUAGCAGAAAAACCCUAUAAACCAUAGUGGAUAAAAGCCCUAUUAAUUGUAGGAAGAGGUCUUAAUAUGUCUCUAGACAACCCCAUAAAACUGUAUCAAAAUCCUGUAGGGUUGGGGAAGUGCCAGGAAUACAGCCUGGGACUGACGGGAGGGUGACCUCCAGUAGGUGUAGGAAUCCCUCCCUACACUGACUCCAGUGUCCUCUGCCAUCAAGUAUGGGAGGGAAGCGCCUUUCCCAGCACCCUUGGACAGUUACACUGAAGACAGAACUCAGUGAACUGGGGAGUAGUGUGGGACCCAGGUGGAACUAGAAAAGGAAGAAAACCAAGAGAGGAGAGAAAUAAAUUAUAAGGAGCUUUUGAUUCCACAGAGGAGAUAAGAUGCAGAGACCAGGAAGGGAAAGUCUGGCUCCUUGUACUGGGUGUUAUUUGGUGAGUUGUGCAUGUCAGGGGAAGAGACCCAUAUAGAAUCCUGUAUCAUUAGGAACCCCAAAUGGGGAAGAAAAAAAGUUAUGUCAAGUCUUUUUAAAGGCUGAAGCUUGGGGCACAUAAAAAAUCAAGUGUAGGAAUACUGAGAAACCACCACAAAAAAUAGGGGGAAUUUCUGUUAGAUUGGUUGGAGUGAAUCAGAGGUGGAGAAACUGUUCUGAUGGAAUCAAGCAAAGCCCAGGCCUGUUUUUCCCCUUCCCCAGAGCUUGUUAAACUUCAAGUGCAAGCAGGUUCCAGCCUAGGCUGCCAGGGCUCUUCUGAGCCAGGCAGAGCCACCCUUUCCCCAGCCCACCUGGAGACGUCUUCUCCAAGGGGCCUCCAACAUGGAGGGGGCCUCCACCACAUUCUCAGGUCUCACGGUCAGGGUUUUCCUGAAAUCUAACUGCCACAGUCUUGCUGCAGUGGCAGUCCAAUUCCUCAAAUUCUGUCCUCAGUGGAAAGGGAGAACCGCUGCUAGUCGACCUCCAAAGAAUAAAUUCCUUCAGAGACUCUAGGCUUGUAUGUGGUUGUCCUCCCUAGACUUCUCUGGCUCUUCUCACAAGAGCCACUGUGGGUUCUCUGUGGCAACAAGGGACAGCAAGACUACAGACUAGAAAGCUUUGAUUAACCAGCAACCUGAUUUUAAACCUCAGCCUUUCGUGUGAGCUGGUGGCAAGGAUGCCCACAGGAUGAGCCAGCUGCAAGCAGUGGUGGGUGUCCCAACACCCCACAGACUGGACCAGAGCCCCUGAAGAGUUGAUGGAAGCCCAACCGUCUUCCCCACCUGGUAUCUGGAGCUUCCCUGAGGUGGGAUGAUCCAGCUGGGUCUUGGCCUUGGGAAGGGACAGAUUCCAUACCCUUGGAUCCUCUCUCCUCCUUAGCCAGAAAUCUUCCGAGAGAAAUGGAUAAGAAACGCUCUCCUGUCAGGCCCAUCUUCUGUCAUCCCACACAGCACUACAUACUUUUCAUAAACCCAGCCAUGCAUGCUCAUGUGACUGGGGCUGUGUGAUAGGGGAGAAAUGCAAAGAAAACUUUUAAGAGAAACAUCUGCAACAAGGAUCCCCCUAACCCUGGAGGCCCUUAAAGAUGGGUUGGAAAGGAAGUGCUCCCUGACCAAGUGCUGGCACCAGUGACACCCAUCCUGGAGUAAUAGGACUAAGAUGCCAGGUGAGGUGUCCUUCAGAAGUGAGGUGAUCAAAGGGGUGACCUGGAUUCCUGCAAAGCUGUGGAAGAGACCUCUUAAUUCCAUUACCUAUAAGUUCAAAAGGUGAAAACCCUUCACCCUUCAUCUAUCCUGCCCCAAAGGGAUGACCCUCAAAUUUAAAAGGAUCAAAAUCUGAGAACAUUGUGGGAGAACCCCCUAGGCCUGCUGGGGAGACAAAAAGACAGGCUUUAUAUGAUUGUGGGGAGAGGGGAGCCUUGCUAACAUCCCCAUAAAGCCCCACUCACCCAAGUGCCAGGUCGGAGCCUACUACUGAAGAGCCUGCCUGUGAAUCUCUUACAAAUGUUGGCAAAGGGGGACAAUCUCUAUAAGAUGAGGAGAAAAGUCCUCCAAGUCUAAGCUGAUCCCCCUUCUAACGUGGUAGCAGAAACUAAGUUGUAGAGCUAGCAGGUUCCCUCAGAUGUAGGUCUGAGAAUCUACCCCCAGAAGAUUGCUGGGGAGCAGUUUUGGGAGCUGAAGAGGCCAGUCUAGGGGGAGGUGGUCAGUGUAGUCAGAGCAACUGUAGCCUGUUGAGGACUAGGGUGUAGCAUAUGUAGUAGGCUGCUCGCAUGUUGUUGGGACAGGUGAGGGCUGAGGGUCUUGACCCCAGUAGGACCAAGGGACAAGACUUGUGGAGUCUGGGGCUUCCUAGUAGGAAAGGGGCAAAGUCACAGACCCUGGGUGUUUCCUGGUCUCUCUUGGUCACCUCCCUCCCAGAGCCAGCUGUAUCUUGGGAGGAACAGCACAGGGAGGUGGCCGUGCCCAGAGUGUCUGGCCAGCUCAGGCAUAGGCCCACCAGAACUAAGUCUUGAAGGCACAAUGUACUCAAAGCCUUCACAUCUCCAUGCUGGGCCCCCAGCCCAGCUCCUUAGAGGAGCUCAACAGCCAAGGGCCUGAGCUAUUAGUGAAAGCAAAAGGGAGGGGGAGAAACUGAUCUCAGUUUAGGGUAAAACUUGAAACUGCUGUGGAUGUGGAGGUCAGAUGGGAACUGGUCUUGAAUCCUGAAUGGUGGAAACUUGAAACUAUCACAACCAAGAGGUGGGGUUCCGUGACCUCACUCUGGAGUAGCUCCCAGUCUCCUUUGCCCCUGUAAGGGAAGCCCCACUCACCUGAUUUGUCCCUGGGGAGGGAAGAGAGGCCCCACUUUUGAGUGUUGUGUGUCAAUAAGUGUUGUGUCACCGGUGGUCAUAUUGAUUAGUUGAAGAGAAUAAAGGGAAUACGAUUUCCCAGUUGUUUUUUGUUUUUUCGUUCAGCCUCCAGCAAGUUUAGAGUGUGUGUCCUCUCCAUGAGCCUGGGCCCUUUUCCCUGGGGCCUUAAGCUCCCUGUCCAGCGCUUGCUUGUGGAAAGCUGACGAGUUUAUGGCAUUUUCAAAUCCACACCUUUGCAGGAGAGGGGAGAAAUCUCAUGAGCUGGCAGCAGAGCCCAACAGCUCUUGACAGUUCCUGGUUUGAUACCAGCACAAUGGGUAGACUGCUGAGUGGCUGCCUGGUAACUUGCACGGGCCAACUUAGGCUCAGUUGUGUAGCAGGGUGGCCUCACUGGCUGUGAUACCCACCUGAUGCCACAGGGGAAAGCUGUCAGGAUCAGUUUCCAAAGGUGGCAGCUACCUCUCCUUGUUCCCAGGGUGGUGGGCCUGGCUCAGCCCCUUCUAGUCCAGGGCCUCCUAGACCCUGAGGAGAGGUAAGUAGAGCCCUGGCUGUGGUCCCACUCCCAGACGUCAACCCACAGGCCCUCACUGUGUGGAGAGGUUAAGGCUUGGGGAAGGGCAGCUGCUUGCCCAAGAUUCACAGCAAGUGAGUGAGGGAAGCCAGCUUAGCCAGGUGUUCUGUAAGCAGGCGCUGCACCUGUCAAGCCUUUCCUUCUGGUGGCUGGACCUGCUUGGACCUGGCCUGGGCUCCUCACUGUCUGGGCCACUUGGAGCUGCUCCAAAGAGUCCUUAAUGCUGUGUGUGCUUCAGUGCUGUGCAUCCUGAGCCUCACUGUGGCCCCCAAGUGGCUGCCUAAGAUCAGCAUUUGUUCUAACCUGUCACUUGGCUCUGCCCUGUCUCCUGCCUUUCCCAAGCUUCUCUGACCCAGAUCCCCAGGACAGGCUGUCUCUUUCCCUUUCCCCAUCUGGAAAUGGGAGGAAGAUAGGAGGAGGGAUUUUCCUUUCAUGGAGAAGCUAGUAAUGAAGCCUUCUCUGCAUUUCCUGGGUCCCCAGUCCUGGAGACAUGGAGGUACAUCAGAACUAGUCUCAGCACUGGAGGAGUCCUCAGUAAGGUAAAGGAGCCAUGGACACAGAGAUGAUGUCUGCCUAAGCAGGACAGGUAACACUGGAGGAAGUGAGGGAGGGGAUCAUCUGUGGAGGGGUCAGGAGUGGGGUGGGGAAAG
Castor canadensis (American beaver) is the source of this 7131-nucleotide messenger RNA. It is a transcript of the gene Znf629, whose product is annotated as zinc finger protein 629. The record is from RefSeq and is a predicted model, not a curated record. Gene Ontology annotation, cellular component: nucleus. Gene Ontology annotation, molecular function: RNA polymerase II transcription regulatory region sequence-specific DNA binding; DNA-binding transcription factor activity, RNA polymerase II-specific. NCBI's taxonomy places the organism in Eukaryota, Metazoa, Chordata, Mammalia, Rodentia, Castoridae. Gene Ontology annotation, biological process: regulation of transcription by RNA polymerase II.